Molecule: messenger RNA, 1488 nt
Organism: Pyricularia pennisetigena
Lineage: Eukaryota; Fungi; Ascomycota; Sordariomycetes; Magnaporthales; Pyriculariaceae
Exons: 2
Coding region: 1-1488 (495 amino acids)
Biological process (GO): tRNA wobble position uridine thiolation; protein urmylation
Cellular component (GO): cytosol; cytoplasm
Molecular function (GO): URM1 activating enzyme activity; thiosulfate-cyanide sulfurtransferase activity; adenylyltransferase activity
Source: RefSeq, a predicted model, not a curated record
AUGGAAGAAGCUGACAAGAGGGCAGAAGAGCUCCGAACUCAAAUCGCCGAGUGCGAAGCAACUCUUCAGUCACUCAAGGCGCAGUUGGCUGCAGCAGAAGCUGCCAAGACCCCGCCCUGUAGCGACAGCCCGAAGACGGACAGGGGGAGCAGUAGCAGUACCUGGAAAUGGCCCCUGGCCGAGGCAGAGUAUGAGCGCUACGGAAGACAGCUGAUACUGCCAUCCGUCGGCAUCCAAGGCCAGCUCAGACUGAAAGCAGCCUCAGUCCUCGUCGUCGGUGCCGGUGGUCUCGGGUGUCCCGCCUCAGCAUACCUCGCAGGCGCAGGCGUGGGCACCAUCGGCCUCGUAGAUGGCGACACGGUCGAAGCAUCCAACCUUCACCGACAGGUCGCCCACGGCACUUCCAGGGUAGGCACGUUGAAGGUCGACAGCGCCAUCAGCUACCUCAGAGAGCUCAACCCGCUGGUCAAAUACAACGCGCACCGAGCCCACCUGACUCCGCAGAACGCCGAGUCCGUCGUCUCGGGCUACGACCUGGUCCUCGACUGCACGGACCAUCCCACCUCGCGCUACCUCAUCUCGGAUAUCUGCGUGCUCCUCCACAAGCCCUUGGUCUCGGCUUCUGCGCUCCGCACCGACGGUCAGCUGAUCGUGCUCAACGCCCCCGCUGCGCCGCAGGCUGACUCGUCUGGCGGGCCCUGCUACCGCUGCGUUUUUCCAAAGCCGCCACCGCCCGACGCCGUGACCAGCUGUGGGGAGGGCGGGAUCCUGGGCCCGGUCGUCGGCGUCAUGGGCGUGCUGCAGGCGCUCGAGGGUAUCAGGCUACUGGCAGCUGGUCGGCAUCUUCCUCCGUCGCCGGAGCAGCCACAACAACAACAGCAGCAAACCGCCAUUCCGCCAUCGCUGCUGCUGUUUUCCGCACCCCCUGACGGCAGUCCUGCAGGUUUCAGAAGCGUAAGGAUGCGUGGUCGGCGCAAAGAUUGUUUCGCCUGUGGGGAGAAGUCGAUACUGUCUCUUCAGACGCUGCGGGAGGGGGGAUUGAACUAUGUCCAGUUUUGUGGCGGACCAAGACAGCCCGUGGCGCUCCUGAAGCCGGAAGAACGUGUCUCUGCUGAGCAACUCCAUGCUCUAUUGCAGCAGCAGGAUGGGGAGCAUGGGAAGCCCAUGCUACUGGAUGUGCGGGAGAAAGAGCAUUUUGACAUUGCAAAUAUCCCGGGGGCAAUCAACAUACCGUUUUCGAAAACACAGGGCCCGGGAGCUUGUAACAACACCAAAGACAACACCAAACUUGACUGGUUGCCAGACGUUGUUGCCGACAGCCACUCACCGGUGUACGUGGUCUGCCGGGUUGGGAACGAUUCGCAGACCGUGGCCAGGCAGCUCAAAGAUUCAGGGCUUGACAAACAAGGAAAACGUUUCGUUGGUGACGUCAAGGGUGGCAUGCUGGCGUGGAAAAGAGAGGUCGACAGUACACUGCCGUUCAUGUAA